Pungitius pungitius (ninespine stickleback) is the source of this 1685-nucleotide messenger RNA. RefSeq names its product caudal type homeobox 1a (gene cdx1a). Gene Ontology annotation, cellular component: nucleus. The record is from RefSeq and is a predicted model, not a curated record. The coding region runs from base 212 to 865 and encodes 217 amino acids. Gene Ontology annotation, biological process: anterior/posterior axis specification; cell differentiation; regulation of transcription by RNA polymerase II. The transcript has 3 exons. Lineage: Eukaryota; Metazoa; Chordata; Actinopteri; Perciformes; Gasterosteidae. Gene Ontology annotation, molecular function: RNA polymerase II transcription regulatory region sequence-specific DNA binding; DNA-binding transcription factor activity, RNA polymerase II-specific.
GCUCCACGUGACGUCACGGUGAUACUUUUGAACUCCUCAGCAGUAAAUCUAUAAAGGUGUGUGUCGUCCUUCUGCCCAGGUAGCCAAACCUUGGACUGAAGUGAAAAACAGAGCGCCAGCGCAUGCCGGGGAACGUACACGGGAGGCCUGUGAUGCGUCAGGUAGUUUGAUUCCCCCCCCGCCCCCCCGAGAGUGACCCCAGGACACCGGCAUGUACCCCAACUCGCAGUCGGCCAGGCAUCCGGCCCAGACCCUGUCCCUGAACGGCCAGUGCUUUGGGCCGUCGUACGACUUCCCCGGUUACUAUCACGACCCGUCGACAAGUGGCUGGAACUCCGUCUGCGCUCCGCGGGAGGAAUAUUUGUACGGCUUCCCGGGGUCAAGCCCCAGCGCCGGGCAGGUCAUCUUCUCCUCCCCGGAGCUGAGUGUCACGCCUAACGCCGCUGGAGAGGCGUACAACUUCAUCCCCGGACAGGACCCCUUCAGCUGCAGGAGGAGACCUCAUGAGAGCAUCCGACCGUCCUCCUCAGGAACAAAAACCCGCACCAAGGACAAGUACAGGGUAGUUUACACCGACCUGCAGCGCCUGGAGCUGGAGAAGGAGUUUCAAUGCAACCAAUAUAUCACCAUGAGGAGGAAGACCGAGCUGUCAAUGGCACUGAGCCUCUCUGAGAGACAGGUGAAGAUCUGGUUUCAGAACAGACGAGCCAAAGACAGGAAGAUAAACCGCAAGAAGCUGCAGCAUCCUGAGCAGGCCUCCACUACAACGCCGACCCCACUGGCGCCUUGUGAACCCACUGACCCCCACAUGCCCCCCAGACCCAGCAACAACAUUGUGUCUGACCACAUGCCACAGGACUACUAGAGAGACUGAUGCAGCGGGGGAUAUGUAAAUAGCCUUAUUUUUGUUUUUAUGACUUUACCAUUCACUGAAUGAAGAUGAUCAUCAUGACUUGAUGUUAAAAUGCUGCACCGCCUGCUUUAACAAUGACUAGCACUACACAUCUUUGUUAUAUUGAUAACCUAUGAGCGGCAUUUGCACAAGACUUGUUCAAGGACAAAGAGUCACUGAGUAACUUUUACACUAAACUUACAAUAACUAAAGCAACACUAACAAAGCAUUUCAUGAAGUUCUCUUUAUUUCAAACUAAAUGUAAAUCUUUUUUCUGAAAUCUUGGUGGAUGAAAGUGAAAAUAUAAUAAUCAGCAGGAGGGUAGUUAAAAAAUAGCUGAUUAAACUGCAUGAGAAAUACAUAUCUAAAUCACAGUGAACCAAAAAGACAUGAAAAGACUUAAGACAUGGAGAAAUAAACCGUCAUAUUUUACACUUUUUAGUGGAGCAGGCGUUUUGAGACACAUCUCUUAAGGCAAACACAGCGAGGGAAUCUACUGUCUUUCCAUCUGAUAUCAAGGUGUCGAGUCUAUAUUCACCACCAUCAGUCCUGCUCAGGUUAUUGAUCCUAGUUGAUUAAACUGCAUGAUAAAUACAUCUCUAAAUCAAAGAAUGAAAGAGGUGAGUACAAUGAUGAAAGUACAUCUGUUUAUUAUCAUUUGAAUUUACAGGCGAUAGAGAGCGCAGCUGAACAUAAGGUUCAAAACACAUUUAUUAUUCUUCCUGUUGAAGUGUGGAUGCUGUAUUUAGCAUGAGAAUACAUCAUUAAAAAGAAUAAACCAAACUUGUUUGAG